Strongylocentrotus purpuratus (purple sea urchin) is the source of this 1979-nucleotide messenger RNA. It is a transcript of the gene wdr5, whose product is annotated as WD repeat-containing protein 5. The record is from RefSeq and is a predicted model, not a curated record. Gene Ontology annotation, molecular function: histone binding. NCBI's taxonomy places the organism in Eukaryota, Metazoa, Echinodermata, Echinoidea, Camarodonta, Strongylocentrotidae. Gene Ontology annotation, cellular component: Set1C/COMPASS complex. The transcript has 13 exons. The coding region runs from base 458 to 1495 and encodes 345 amino acids.
UACACACACCAGUGCAGCUAGCGCGGGCUACGAGGAGCUAGUGAUUAUCCUAUUGUAAGCUCGUGUGCUGUAUAGAACCGUGGAGAGUGAAAGGCCAGCUUGAGAUCAAACAUUCACCCGGAACGCUCCCGGUACGGCGGUAGAGAUCGAGCUGGACCGGUGACCGAAAAGCGUCUGUCCACACACAUUGCAUGUUACUGUUACUGUGUUAGGGAAACUCAAACCAGCAUUGUGAGAUAAUAAGACAACUGCUCUGCCCCUGAACCAGGCGUGUAAUAAAUUCAAUGCAUGAGCCGUUGGCUUUGAGUCCAUGGCACUCCCUUCAAGUAGUCCAGCAUACAUUGACGUGGAUGUAAGGAGGUAGAGAUCGGUUUCAUCAAAGGCAACAAGGACAAGAUAAUCUUCCUUCAGGAAGAAAAGUGAAUCGCUUGGAAUUAUUGAAAAGACAUUAAAAGCCAUGUCGUGUACGGAAGAUAUCAAACCUUGUGCAGGAGGGGAUGCUAAAGCAGCAACAGUUAAACCUCAGACAACACCAACAAUCACAUCAGCUUCAUCGGCAGCUGCUGCUUGUAAUCUUCCAAAGAGACCAAACUACUCCCUCAAAUUCACAUUAGCUGGACAUACCAAGGCGGUGUCAGCAGUUAAAUUCAGCCCCAAUGGAGAAUGGCUUGCAAGCUCCUCCGCUGACAAACUUAUCAAGAUAUGGGGAGCAUAUGAUGGCAAGUUUGAGAAGACAAUAUCAGGGCACAAAUUGGGUAUAUCAGAUGUUGGUUGGUCCAGUGAUUCAAGACUUCUUGUUUCUGCAUCGGAUGAUAAGACUCUCAAAAUAUGGGACUUUAACACAGGUAAAUGUUUGAAAACAUUGAAGAGUCACAGUAACUACGUUUUCUGCUGCAACUUUAACCCACAAUCAAAUCUCAUCGUGUCUGGAUCGUUUGAUGAGAGUGUGAAGAUCUGGGAUGUGAAGACAGGAAAGUGCCUCAAGACGUUACCGGCUCACUCAGAUCCGGUAUCAGCUGUUGAUUUCAACAGGGAUGGUUCUCUCAUUGUAUCCAGUAGUUAUGAUGGUCUUUGUCGAAUUUGGGAUACAGCGUCUGGGCAGUGCUUGAAAACUCUGAUAGAUGAUGACAAUCCUCCAGUCUCGUAUGUGAAGUUUUCACCCAAUGGAAAGUACAUCUUGGCUGCAACGUUAGACAACACACUGAAGCUGUGGGACUACAGUAAAGGAAAGUGUCUCAAGACAUACACAGGUCACAAGAAUGAGAAAUACUGCAUCUUUGCAAACUUCUCUGUCACAGGAGGAAAGUGGAUUGUAUCGGGAUCUGAAGAUAACAUGGUGUAUAUAUGGAAUCUACAAACCAAGGAGAUCGUACAGAAACUACAAGGACACACAGAUGUUGUCCUCUGCACGUCAUGUCAUCCCACAGAAAACUUGAUCGCAUCGGCAGCGCUUGAGAACGACAAGACGAUCAAGAUCUGGCGAUCAGACUGCUAACGAUGGAGGGCAUUUUAUUGUACAGUUUCUUGUGUAAAUUUUGAACUUUGACCUUCCAUUGUCCAAUAUCCGUGAUUUAAUGUUGCGAUCCUAGCAAAGAGUCUCGCUUCUUUUGUGAGGAACAACUUACUGAGUUGACCUGGCUCUGCAGAAGAUACACGUUACUCAACAUUGAAUAGUCUUGUUUUGCAGACUCGUGUGUUGUAGUUCUGGCAAUGGUAAGAAACUGGAAACGAAAGUGAGAAUUUGGUACUAAUUUUUAGUUUAUUGCCAGAGUGGAAUCAAUCUGAGGACAACAUGUGUUAGUGUUCUUUUGAAUUGAAUUCCGGACUGGUGCUCUAAAACGACUGUCUUAUCACCAGAAGCAGCCUCUUUUUUCCAACAUGAAUGAAAAUGAUGAUAGAUACAUUAAAGAUAAAGUUGAGUUCUGGUCAUGCUAUUGCAUUGUGAAAGAAACGGUGUGGAAUCAAUCAGAAUAGGUCGA